Molecule: messenger RNA, 1307 nt
Organism: Paramuricea clavata
Lineage: Eukaryota; Metazoa; Cnidaria; Anthozoa; Malacalcyonacea; Plexauridae
Source: the annotation of a GenBank genome assembly
AUUAUUGAUGAAAGUAAUUUGGUCGAUAACUUAGAGAGUCCAUCCAUAUCAUUGGACGGCUACGAGAAAUAUCUAGAUCAGACAUUCCUUCCAUACGUACGCAAAAUUGUCCAAGCAAGUUCAAAUGCAGUCAAGGAAAAGGAGCAGGGAGAACGAUUCGAGGACUUCUGCGCAUAUCUUGGGAAAAGUUUACAGGACGUCCCUAUCCCCGAUGAGGUAUUCAUGCUUGUCAUUACAUAUAGUAGAAAUUAACGCGGUAUAUAGCGUUAGAUAGCCUACAUAUUUGUCGGCUGCCAACAACAAUGGAUGAUUCCAGCUAUAGACUAAAUUUUGAUCUAAGCGAGAACUACAAAAUCCAUCAUCACAGCUAGAAAGAGCAUGGUAAAAUUAGUCUAAAAUUUGGCCACAAGAUGUUGUAAAAUGCGGAAAAUAUUAGAGCUGCGAAAUUUUGUAUUUGUAUUACGCGCGGGAAAAUGCAUCACAUUUGGGCUGAAAGUGGUGCAUUUUCCCGCACGUAAUACAAAUUAAUACAAAAUUUGAAAAUUUCGUAGGGCUAUCAAUUUUCCCCAUUUUACAACAUUUCGCAAUCAAACUUUGCAAUUUUACUAAUUUUAACAUGCUCUUUCUAGCUGUGGUGAUGGAUUUUGUUUUUCUGGCCGAGAUCAAAAUUUAGUCUAUAUAGACUGGAAUCAUCCAUUGUUGUUGGCAGCCGACAAAUAUAGUAGAUAGGCUACCUAACGCUAUACCGCGUUCAUUUCUACUAUAUGUACUAUAUAGUAGAAAUUAUAUGAAACUACUAUAACCAAAAGCCAAACUAUAUAUCUAUAGAUUGUAUCUAUAUGUAACAUAUAUGUGUACAUGCAGUUCAUGCUCUAUACUAUAAUUCUAGCUAUGACGUUUUCCACAAUUAAUGCAUAAAUGCAUAAAAAACGAGCAAUUGUAUUUUUCUUCAUGUUCGUUUGCAGUCUUUAAAGAAAUGUGUUCGGAAAAAUGUCACAGCAAGAUAUGAAAGAAACCCUUGCAUUCAUGUAAUCCUGCCAGAUUUGCUGAAAUUGAUAGAAGAUAGGCUGAAACCUGCCAUAGUGUCGUUCAACCAAUCAAAGUUGAGGAAAUCGAUCGGUCAUUAUGAUGGAACAUCUGUUGACCAUACUGCCAUCUUUGAAGGAGUGCAACGACGAUGUGUGAAAAUACCAAGGAGCAUUAUAAAUGACGACGUCCUUCAGCUGAUUGAUAGAGGUAAAGGACACUCCACCCCCAGAACAAGUGUCGCUCAUAAGAAAGCUUUAUAUGAGCCUACCUUGGAAUGA